GCGGUCACUUUGCUCCGCUUCACCCCUCUAAAUUGAACCACAGUGGUAUUGUCCAUUCAUGAAAUCAACAUGGAGACGCUGGUAGAGUGGAAACAGCUGUGAAGAAAUGCUGAAUCAAGUUUAGGUCGGGCGAUACAUUUACUGACACUCAUGCGGAGAAAUUCACGAGCUGAGCUGCAGUAAGACGAUUGUUUUCAACCCUCCGCGCAGUUGCUAAGAAGAAAGGGCAGACACGAAUGGAGCCCGGACGAAUCAGCGAGGCGUACGGAGAAGUGAGCGGCCUCCCUGCGCCUGUUUCUGCUAGUGUGUGCGAGGAGCAGGUCCCGGAGCUCCGGGUCUGCACCGUGACUGCAGAGUGGAGUCAGAGCGACCUGGUCCAUGGCUCCAAACGUUGCUACUUGCAGCAGUGGACUCUGAUCACAGACCCCAACGAUCACAAGAGCAUCAGGACUGUUCUCCCGCCAGGACCCUGUGUACCAGUGUCUGGAGAGUUGCUGAGUGGAUUCUCUCCCAUUCGAAACCUGAGGGCUGUUGUCAGGGAGACAGGUGGCCAACAGCUCCUAGAGAUAUGGGACAGCCACAGCCUCAGGAAGUGCCUCAACUUGACUUCCCUCAACAAGCACGGGCAAGUGUACAGUGAUGCUCAGUUUGGCUGUCUGUCAUGGUCAUUGUGUGAGAACAAACUGCUGUAUGUAGCUGAAAGGAGCAAGAACACAACAGGAACUCAUGAUGGAGAAUCUGGGAAGGACAGGAGUGUGUACUGUGAGGACUGGGGCGAGGGCCUGACCAACAAGAGCAACCCAGUGAUUUGUGUGGCGGACCUGCAGAGUGGCACCGUCAGCACGCUGCAGGGUGUGCCGACUGAUGUCUCACCUGGACAGGCUCUGUGGACUCCUGACAGUCAGUCAGUGGUUUUUGUUGGUCUUUACCAUGAACCCUUCAGACUUGGACUGAUGUUCACCACCAACCGCAGGUCGGCGAUAUUCAAGCUUGGUCUGGACAGAAAAUGUGAAUGUCUGUCUGGUGACAACCUGUCGGUGUUGUGUCCCAGGCUGAGUCCAGAUGGGUCCACGCUGAUCUACCUGCAGGGCCGAGUGUUUGGUCCUCACAGUCAGUGCCUCAGUCUGCAGCAGCUGGACAUGAAGACUGGGGAGACAUCGACACUGCUGGAUGUCGUCAACAGACCACAGACUGGUGAGUUUGCAGGUGUGUAUGGUGCCCUGCCAUCCUGCUGCUGGUCUGCAGACAGUCAAAGAGUGGUGUUCAGCAGCCCCUGCAGGAACUGGAGGGAGCUCUUUAUGGUCGACAGAAGGUCAAAGAAAGUCACCUCCCUCUCUACUGGUCCCUCCAGAGUUUAUGGCAGCUGGACAAUCCAGAGGGACCUGAUGGUCGUCAGCUGCUCCAGCCCUAAUACACCACCCACUCUGAGGGUGGGGUUCAUCCCCUCGGCAGGUGAGGCUGUGACCUGGCGCACCCUGCAGGAGCCCAUCAUGACCUUCGACUUCCAGUGGACAGUUCUAGAUGUUGCACCUCCAUCUGAGGAGGACAAUGAGCAGUACCGUGGUUUAGACUUCGGGGCUAUCCUGGUUAAACCAUCUCAUCCCAUCAGUGAAGCCAAGAUACCUCUGGUUGUUUUCAUCCAUGGUGGGCCUCACUCCCAGUUUCCUGCAGAGUGGAACACCAUCACAGCUGGACUGGCUAAACUCGGCUUCGCUGUACUCCUGGUGAACUACCGGGGAUCCACUGGGUUUGGCCAAAACAGCAUUUUGUCCCUCAUUGGUCAGGUCGGAAGUCAGGAUGUAAAAGAUGUGCAGAGGGCUGUUGUUACUAUGCUGCAGAGAGACCCGACCCUUGACCCCAAACGCUUGGCUGUGUUUGGUGGAUCUCAUGGGGGUUUCCUGUCUUGUCAUCUGGUUGGUCAGUACCCAGACUUCUACAGAGCGUGUGCAGUCAGGAACCCUGUCAUUAAUGCUGCUACUUUAGUGGGAACCAGUGAUAUAGUGGACUGGCGUUACAGCAGUGUGGGGUUUCAGUACUCGUAUGACCAGAUACCCACUACCGAAGCUCUGGCUGCCAUGUUAGAGAAGUCGCCCAUCACACAUGCUGCUCAGAUCAAGGCUCCUGUGCUUCUGAUGCUGGGAGGCCGUGACAAGCGAGUGCCUCCUCACCAGGGUUUGGAACUCUAUAAAGCACUGAAGAGCAGAACCUCACCUGUGAGAGUGUUGUGGUUUCCAGAGGAUGGGCACUCUCUGUCUAGAGUGGACACACAGGCCGACUGCUUUCUCAACACAGUGCUGUGGCUGGCCCAGCAUCUGAACUCACCCACGCUGUGAUGGACACUUUAUUGGAGGAAGGAGUGCUUCUGCACAGCUUCAUUAAAAAGAAUAAAUUGAUUAUCAGAG
This is a messenger RNA of Monopterus albus (swamp eel), 2402 nucleotides long. RefSeq names its product acylamino-acid-releasing enzyme (gene apeh2). The coding region runs from base 237 to 2333 and encodes 698 amino acids. Gene Ontology annotation, biological process: proteolysis. The record is from RefSeq and is a predicted model, not a curated record. The transcript has 22 exons. NCBI's taxonomy places the organism in Eukaryota, Metazoa, Chordata, Actinopteri, Synbranchiformes, Synbranchidae. Gene Ontology annotation, molecular function: serine-type endopeptidase activity.